Messenger RNA from Corticium candelabrum, 2367 nucleotides. RefSeq lists its product as uncharacterized. NCBI's taxonomy places the organism in Eukaryota, Metazoa, Porifera, Homoscleromorpha, Homosclerophorida, Plakinidae. The transcript has a single exon. Bases 427 to 2352 code for a protein of 641 amino acids. The record is from RefSeq and is a predicted model, not a curated record. Gene Ontology annotation, molecular function: zinc ion binding; nucleic acid binding.
CGGCGUCUGACUCUGGCAGACCUCCAAUCUGAGGCUGAGUCUAGUGGUCUACAUACAGUUGCCAACAUGCGAAUAGUCAACUUUCCAAAGAGCUAUGCGACUCCCGUCUCAAACAAGUUCUUGAGUCUUUUCUUGUUGCAGGAGCCCAUGCAGUGAGAAUCUGUUCUGGAAACUUCCGGAACAUUGACACGUAGUAGCUAUAACCAGUUAGUUCCGGUACUAGGUAGUUACCUUAGCACUCUAGAUGUUUCUAGAACGUCUAACUAACAGGUAUAUAAACGGUGCUACAUAGAGUAAGAGACAGAGUGCGAGUUGAGUUGAUACGACGUUUGUAGUUCUUAGUGUGCUUUGUAUUAGAGUAUACAUAUUUCGAAAUUCCUAUUGUCUCAAGAACACAACAGGAUUUUGCUGGCGACGAGGAAAACAAUGUCUGCAGAGAUACAGCAACUCGUUUCAGUUCUUCAGGAACAAAUCCGCUUGACGCAACAGCAGCACAAGGAGGAAAUGGAACAACAACGAGAGAUACACAUGCGGCAGAUUGACAUUCUGGAACGUCAACUCAAAAAAAGCCACUCCACUGUACAUCGUCCUGAUCAGAAGUUUCAACCGUUUGACUCAACGUCCGAACUAUGGAGAGACUAUUGGUCAAGGUUUCAGACUUUCACUGAGGCAAACUCUUUACCAGAGGAAAAGCUAGCAUUGGUCUUUCUAACCAAUCAAUCCAGUGACGUCUUCAAACUAAUUGACAAUUAUGCAUCACAACUGACUCCACCCACGUCAGCCAAUAAACUGUCUAUGAACCAAAUACAGGAGUUCAUGUCCCAACAUUUUGAUCCCAAACGAUUUGUGGUGAGAGAACGUUUUCGCUUCUGGAGCGAGAUCAAACGAAAACCAGGAGAAACCCCUCACGAACUCGCUGCCAGAGUACGUCAGAUGGCUACAACUUGCGAUUUCCCAUCAAUAAAAGACCCCCUAGAUGAAGCUAUGCGCAGUUGUUUCUUGUGUGCAAUUAACAAUGAAGCUGUGCUAAAAGCUGCCUUCAAAACUAAGGAGGAGGAUCUCACGUUUCAGAAUGUGGUUCAGAUCGCAACGGAAGUAGAGGAAGCAGCCAAGACCGCGAAAGCUCAAGUGUAUGCCAAACCGGAUAACGUUCCUGUUCACAAAAUCACCAGCAAAUCUCGACUAUCGACGCCUAAGCCACACUCAAAACAGGCGCUUUCCACUUCAACAGACCACAAGCCAUGUGCUAGUUGUGGAAAGAAGGAUCACCCUAGAGACAAGUGUCGUCACAGGGAUGCAGAGUGCCAUUUCUGCAAAAAGAAGGGACACAUCGAAGCUGCCUGUCGAAGCAAACAGACCAAGAAAGUAAGAUGCAUCACUUCAGUCAAUACGGUACGCAGCCAGGAUAUUCCUCAGUUGCAAAUACAAAUCUCUCAGAACGGGAAGCAACACUCAUACCUGGUAGACACCGGUGCCAGAAUGAACUUUAUAUCUUUGGCACGAUGGAAAGCGAUUGGUAAGCCACCAAUCCAACCGACUACAGAAGAAUAUCGUUCAGCAUCAGGACACAACAUACCAAUUCUGGGUACUACAUGCGUAGAAUCUUCUCUACUGACAGGGGAAGACAAGGAGGUUCUCAAAAAACAACUGGAAUUUACAGUUACGAAAUUGAACCUCAAUCUCAUUGGACUGCAAACAUUAUUGGAUUGCGAUAUCAGCAUACUAGACAGCCUCAUUUGCGAGACCGCACAGAACACAUCUGUGUGUACAGUCUCAGAUCACACAUCUCUCCAAAAAGCAUGUCAGCAACUCACACAAGAGUUUCCUGAUCUUUGGAAAAACGAGCUUGGAUGCCUCAAAGACUUUCAGUUGGAGGUGAAAUUCAAGUCAGACGCCAAACCAGUUUUCUGCAAACCGCGCACAGUGCCAUUUGCACUACUGGACGACCUGUCUCUAGCCUACAACAAGGGUAUUGACAGGGGCUUAUGGAAACGUGUGCAGUUUAAUGAUUACGGAACACCAGUCGUUCCAGUAAGGAAGUCACCAUCAGCUAGUCACCCGCAAGGAAGCAUCAGAGUGUGUGGAGAUUACUCUGUAACAGUAAAUCCGCAGCUGGAGACACAUCGGCACCCGCUGCCGCUUCCUGAAGAUCUCAUGCACAGAUUGGGCGGUGGUUACUAUUUCUCAAAGAUUGACUUAGCCGAUGCCUACAACCAAAUUCCACUUGGUCCAGAAAGUCAAAAAACGACUUGCUCUCAGCACGCACAAAGGAGUGCUCUUGCAAAAACGCCUACCCUACGGUAUCAGUUCUGCACCAGGAUAUUUCCAGGAGAUCAUGGAACAGCUCACUAGUGAUCUCUCAGGAGU